GGGGAGAAGAGAGCUGAAGUAAUGAGAAGAUAUCAUGGAGGCCCAGUCCCACAGCUCCACGACUACUGAGAAGAAGAAGGUUGAGAACGCCAUUGUGAAAUGCUCCACUCGCAGCGAUGUCAGUGAGAAAGCUGUUGCCUCCAGCACCACGUCCAACGAGGAUGAAAGUCCUGGGCAGACCUAUCACAGAGAGAGAAGAAACGCAAUCACCAUGCAGCCGCAGAGUGUCCAGGGACUGGGCAAGGUCAGCGAAGAGCCUUCAACGUCCAGCGACGAGAGGGCUUCACUGAUCAAGAAGGAGAUCCAUGGGUCCAUCCCGCACCUGGCCGAGCCCUCCGUCCCUUACCGCGGGACAGUGUUUGCCAUGGACCCCCGGAAUGGGUACAUGGAGCCGCACUACCACCCUCCUCAUCUCUUCCCUGCAUUCCACCCUCCUGUGCCAAUCGAUGCAAGACAUCACGAGGGGCGAUACCAUUAUGAUCCUUCGCCUAUUCCUCCGUUGCAUGUGCCUUCUGCUUUAUCAAGUAGCCCAACGUACUCAGACCUCCCCUUCAUUAGGAUCUCUCCACACCGGAACCCCACUGCAGCCUCAGAGUCCCCGUUCACGCCGCCGCACCCCUACAUUAACCCGUACAUGGACUACAUCCGCUCCCUGCACAGCAGCCCUUCGCUGUCAAUGAUCUCAGCAGCGCGGGGCCUGAGCCCCACUGACGCCCCCCAUGCUGGAGUCAGCCCAGCGGAAUACUAUCACCAGAUGGCGCUGCUGACAGGUCAGCGCAGCCCCUAUGCAGACAUCCUUCCCUCAGCCGCCACCGCGGGGGCCGGCGCCGUCCACCUGGAGUACCUCCAUGCCAUGGACAGCGCCAGAUUCCCCAGCCCCAGGCUGUCAGCCAGGCCAAGCCGGAAGCGUACCCUGUCCAUAUCACCACUGUCCGAUCAUAGCUUUGACCUUCAGACCAUGAUAAGGACAUCUCCCAACUCGUUGGUCACAAUUCUCAAUAAUUCCCGUAGCAGCUCUUCAGCAAGUGGCUCCUAUGGCCACUUAUCUGCAAGUGCAAUCAGCCCGGCCUUGAGCUUCACCUACCCGUCUGCACCUGUGUCUCUGCAUAUGCAUCAACAAAUCCUAAGUCGACAGCAAACCUUGGGCUCGGCCUUUGGACAUAGCCCUCCGCUCCUCCACCCUGCCCCGACUUUCCCAACACAGAGACCUAUUCCAGGGAUCCCUACCGUUCUGAACCCAGUCCAGGUCAGCUCGGGCCCUUCAGAGUCUUCACAGCAGCACAAGCCCACCAGUGAGUCAGCCGUGAGCAGCACUGGCGACCCCAUGCACAACAAGAGGUCCAAGAUCAAACCUGAUGAAGAGCUCCCCAGCCCGGGUGCCCGCAGCCAGCAGGAACAGCCAGAAGGAACCACCUUAGUGAAGGAGGAAGGGGACAAAGACGAAAGCAAGCAGGAGCCCGAAGUCAUCUACGAGACCAACUGCCACUGGGAGGGCUGCACCAGGGAGUUUGAUACCCAGGAGCAACUGGUGCACCAUAUAAAUAAUGACCAUAUCCACGGGGAGAAGAAGGAGUUCGUGUGCCGGUGGCUGGAUUGCUCCCGGGAGCAGAAACCCUUCAAAGCCCAGUACAUGCUGGUGGUGCACAUGAGAAGGCACACAGGAGAGAAGCCUCACAAAUGCACUUUUGAAGGUUGUACAAAGGCCUACUCGAGACUGGAGAACUUGAAAACCCAUCUGAGGUCGCACACUGGCGAGAAACCGUACGUCUGUGAGCACGAAGGCUGCAACAAGGCCUUCUCCAAUGCCUCCGACCGCGCCAAGCACCAAAACAGAACGCACUCCAACGAGAAACCGUACGUGUGCAAGAUCCCAGGCUGCACGAAGCGCUACACCGACCCCAGCUCCCUCCGGAAACACGUGAAGACAGUUCACGGCCCAGAGGCCCACGUCACCAAGAAGCAGCGUGGAGACAUACACCCUCGGCCCCCGCCGCCGCGUGACUUUGGCAGCCACCCCCAGGCCAGGUCGCCCGGCCGGCAGACUCAGGGAGCCCCCGGGGAGCAGAAGGGCAUCAGCAACACUACCUCAAAGCGCGAAGAAUGCCUCCAAGUGAAAGCGGUCAAGGCCGAGAAGCCCAUGACAUCUCAGCCAAGCCCUGGUGGUCAGUCUUCAUGCAGCAGCCAACAGUCCCCCGUCAGCAACUAUUCCAACAGUGGGCUCGAGCUUCAUCUGACCGAUGGAGGGAGUGUAGCAGACCUCAGCGCCCUCGAGGAAACCCCAAUCAUGGACUCAACCAUCUCCACUGCCACCACCGCCCUCGCUUUGCAAGCCAGGAGAAAUGCCACAGGGCCCAAAUGGAUGGAGCACGUGAAGUUGGAAAGGCUAAAACAAGUGAAUGGAAUGCUUCCGAGACUGAACCCCAUUCUACCCCCCAAAGCCCCUGCGGUCUCUCCUCUCAUAGGAAACGGUGAGUUUCAGGGCUGGUCCAGCGAGGCCAGCCAGUGCGACGGGUUGCCCAGCCUGCUCAGCCUCACGCCGGCCCAGCAGUACCGCCUGAAGGCCAAGUAUGCUGCGGCCACCGGCGGGCCGCCACCCACGCCCCUGCCCAACAUGGAGAGGAUGAGCCUGAAGACGCGCAUGGCCCUGCUCGGGGACGGCCGGGAGUCCGGGGUCCCCCUGCCCCCGGUCAACCCUCCUCGAAGAUGCAGCGACGGGGGCACUCACAGUUACGGCCGGCGCCAUCUGCUCCCGCGGGACGCGCUGGGCAACAGCGUGCGAAGAGCCAGCGACCCGGUGAGGACGGUGUCCGAGAGCCUGUCCCUGCCCAGGGUGCAGCGUUUCAACAGUCUCAGCAGCUGCAGUGCCCCGGUGUGGCCGCCGGCCGCGGAGAAGCGAACCCUGGCGCUCCAGAACUACACGCGGCCCGAGGGCAGCCAGUUCCGCAACUUCUACACGUCGCCCUGCCCGCCGAGCAUCAGCGAGAACGUCACCCUGGAGGCGCUGCCCAUGGAGGCGGACGCCAGCCUGAAUGACGACGACCUCCUGCCGGAUGACGUGGUGCAGUAUCUGAAUUCGCAGAACCAAGCAGGCUGUGAGCAGCACUUCCAGGCCAGCAUCCUGGAGGAGGCCAAGGGGCCCCACGCGCCCGGCCUGGGCAGCGUGCACAGUGAAUUCGACCCGCCGCCGCUGCCCGACAGCCACGUGGGCCAGCCGUACCGGGGCCUCGAGCCGCCGUGCGCAGACGGCAGGAAGAGCGACCUGCCCAUCCAGUGGAACGAGGUCAGCUCCGGGAGUGCCGAGCUGUCCACUUCGAAGCUCAAGUGUGGCCCGCGCGCCCCGCUGCCGCAGGCUCGGGCGUUUGGCUUGUACAACAACAUGGUGGUCCAGCAGCAGCCUCCGCUGCGGAACGGGGCCUGCGCCGCCGCAGGCGGGUACCCUGGGCUCGGGGAGAACAGCGGCUCCUACGGGAGCCCCGAGCACUUGGUGAUUCAUGGUGGUGGUGGCGGCGGCAGCAGCAAUGGGAAGGGCUUUCACGAACAGCCCUACAAGGCCCCACAGUAUGGGAGCUGUCUAAACAGGCAGCCAGGCCCUCCUGGCCCCCUGGACAGUGCCUGUGGUUCUGGGGUUCAAGGAUCCAAGCUGAAAGGGGUCAUGGUGCCAGGGAAUGGAAGCCAGGCCAAUUUCGGCGUGCCAGUGGCCCCUGGGGAGUCAGUUGGUAACACGGUGACUGGCCUGCCAAACCAAGAUCUGGUGGGACAAGGGUACCUCGCUGCCCCGCUCAUUAGCGACAACAUGCACCACCAAGGUGGGGGCCGCUCUGGGCAGGGGGUGCUAGGGCAGGUAAGCGCUACCUCACAAGCCAGUGUCUAUCCAGGGCCAGAGAGCUGUCUCACUGGGCUGCAGAGCCUCAGCAUGCAGCCCUCCAGUGUGGCCGUGAGCAGGGGCUUCCAGCAGUGUACUAGCUUCGGGGGCAACCGGCGCCCAUUGGGCCCCAGGGGGAGCCUGGCUCUGCAGCAGGGGCCCGUCAGUGACCCCAGUCAGACCUGCAGGGUGGAUAGCAUCAAGAUGGAAAUGCAGGGGCCGCCCCAGCAGCUCUGUGGAAAUCUACAGAAUUACUCUGGUCAGUUCUAUGACCAAACCAUGGGCUUCGGUCAGCAAGACACUAAAGCUGACUCCUUCAUGUCCGAAGCCACCUGCCUGCUCCAGGGAGCCAGCGGCGCUGAAAACUCCGAGUUAUUGUCCCCAGGUGCUAACCAGGUGACAAGCACAGUGGACAGCCUGGACAGUCAUGACCUAGAGGGGGUGCAGAUUGAUUUUGAUGCUAUCAUCGAUGACGGGGACCACGCCAGCCUGCUGUCAGGAGCCCUGAGCCCGAGCAUCCUUCAGAACCUUUCCCACAGCUCCUCCCGCCUCACCACUCCCCGAGCGGCCCUCCCCUUCCCAGCGCUGUCUGUGAGCACCACCAACAUGGCCAUCGGGGACAUGAGCUCUUUGCUGACCUCCCUUGCAGAAGAAAGCAAAUUCCUGGCAGUUCUGCAGUAGGCAUUUGGAAAAAGGACAGCAAACCUGCAUAAACUGUAGGAGGUUAACAGAUGAAAUGGACCCUUCUGUUGUGUUGUUUUGUUUUCUGAGUCCUGUGCGUGUUCCUUCCGGAGCUGGUGGCACGGGGUUAAAGUCCUUGGGUGCUGACUGAAAGGUCGCAGGAGGUUCAAACCCACCAGCAACUCCGCGGGAGAAAGAUGUGGCCUGCUGCUUCCA
Echinops telfairi (small Madagascar hedgehog) is the source of this 4759-nucleotide messenger RNA. It is a transcript of the gene GLI3, whose product is annotated as GLI family zinc finger 3. Gene Ontology annotation, biological process: regulation of transcription by RNA polymerase II; smoothened signaling pathway. Lineage: Eukaryota; Metazoa; Chordata; Mammalia; Afrosoricida; Tenrecidae. Gene Ontology annotation, molecular function: RNA polymerase II cis-regulatory region sequence-specific DNA binding; DNA-binding transcription factor activity, RNA polymerase II-specific. The record is from RefSeq and is a predicted model, not a curated record. Gene Ontology annotation, cellular component: nucleus. The transcript has 14 exons. Bases 35 to 4543 code for a protein of 1502 amino acids.